Molecule: messenger RNA, 4509 nt
Organism: Durusdinium trenchii
Lineage: Eukaryota; Dinophyceae; Suessiales; Symbiodiniaceae
Source: the annotation of a GenBank genome assembly
AUGCCGAUGGCUUCUUCUUCUAUCAACCAAGUUGAACCGACGAUCGACAGCUUUUUGGCUUGUUGGACACUCCUGUCGGCACGCGUCGUCGUCGUCACCGGGGAGGCCGCGGCCAGCAACGAGCAUUUGCUUCAGCAACUGGACUUCUGGCGAGAGAAGGCCAAACAGCUUCUGGCAUCACUUGGCCUUCAAACUCUUCCAGAGGACAUCGACGUGCAGCUGAGGAAGCUGGAUGAGUCGGGCGAUGAAGACACGGAGGCUGCGCCGAACACAGAUGAUGCCAAUGUGCAUGCAGCUGAGGACUGUGCAGCUCAAAGGGCCGCCAUCCAGGUGCUGGAGGCGUCGCUGGCGGAGCUCAUGCGAAGCUCUGAAGAGAUGAUGGGCCGAGUGGACGAGCAACAUCGACACGAGCGGGAGUUGGCUGCGAAGCUUGAAGCCGUGGAGGCGCUCUCUGCGGCACAAGCGCGUGAGGAAGGGCUACUGCGCCGGAAGCUGGAGGAAGCACGUGCACCGGCACUCGACGCACCGCGCCUCGCUCCAGCUGCUUCGUCCGACUCGGAGCACCGACGCUCAGAGCUCACCCAGCUGAAAGCGCAGGUCGAAGACUUGCGCCGAUGUGCCGCGGAGUGGUCACAAGAGAAUUCUUCCAUGGAGGCUCGGCUGGGACGGCUGCGUGAGAAGGCGGCAGAGGAUCUGGAGCGCGCCGUACCUUCCGAAGCUAAACUCUGGACCUGGCUGGAUGAACCAUUGCUGAAGCUGGUGACGCUGUUGGUCAAGUCGACGUGCUUGCGAAGAUCCUUCGCCUUGCAUUUGCUGGCCACGUGCAAACGCGAUCGCGGGGGCGUACUUGAAGUGAAUAAGACUUGGCUUGCGAUACAGAUCGAUUCAGAUGUGCUGUGUCAUGACGGCAAUUUCCGGCAUUUCUUUUGCAUUUGGGCUCGAGACCAGCACGGCUUGGGCACUCCAGCAAUGUCGAAGUGUGCUCCCCAGACUCGGGAGAGAGAACAUCACCGCGAGGGGGAGAGCGAAGGGGUGAACAUCAAAGGGUUUGCGUUUUCAGAGAUCACCGGAGCGGUGAUUUUGAUUGGCCCUUGGGGCAUACUGGCGAGUGUGGAAGCUGCAAUGACCUACAUGCUGAAGCAUGGGGGAUACUGGUGGGAUGAACGAUGCUUCGUUCUGAAAGUCAUGAGCAAGUUCAUGGCAGGGAUGUUUGGAUUCUUUGCGAUUGGAGUGGCCCUUUCCCAUGUUUUUCGCUUCACCACAGCCUCCUUGGCAGGGAGCCGCAACACCGAGUUCCUGAAGCUCGUGGAGCGAACAGAGGGUGCCUUUCAGUCUGGAGAUGACACUGCCGUGGAGGAAGUGAGACGAAUCCUGGCAGAAGUUCGAGUUCAGUACGAUCAAGUGCACCUGGAGUCCGAGCGCCGGGAGGCUGAGAUUGCGAAGCUGCGCGAGCAGAUUCGCGUGGCUGACCGGAGCCAUGGUUACGGAGCAGAUGAGUCCACCAAGAAGGAGGACUCCUGCCACGCAAUCAACAAGCAGUUCGAAGAGACCACCAGGGCCUUGGUGGAAGCCAAGACAUCAAAGAAGGUCUACACUCACAUGUGUGAGAGGAUUACAAAAGAACAGGCGCUCUUGAAGGAGAAGCUCCUUUUAAUGGAGGCGCACCUGCAGAGAAAGUCGGCCGAAUCACAAAGGAAGGUUGCUGUUCAGGAACGUCUCGUGCGCAAAGGAGCUCAAUGUUCCCAGGACUUGGACAUUUUAGAACAAGAUGUGGAACACGAACGAGUGGUACGCGAAGAUGCCUUGGCAAAGAUGGCAUCCUGUCUACAGGCCAAGAUCGAAGCGGGCGAGCGCCGCAAGAAGUUUGAGGAGUGGCGUCACGAGGUGGCACUGGAUGCGGCGAACGAAGCCUUCAACGCCUCCGCCGGCCGCCUGCGCAAGCUCUACGCGGUUGAGAAGCUCGCCGGCAAUUGCCUUCAAAAGGUGACCUUCGAGCAGGUGGAGAGAUCUCAAAAUACCGAGGACGGGUUUCAGAAGAUCAGAGAGGUCACUGGUCUUGCAGACGUCAUGGACAUUGUGCACAAGUUCCUGAACCGAGACGUCGAGCACGAGCAGCUCAAGAGCUCCGUGAAGGAAGCGGAGAUGCGCUUGGAUACCUUGCGGGAGCAGUUUGAGCGCUUCAAGCGAGACACCGAUGGCAUCACCUUCGACACCGACACCUCGGGCAAGUCGAGGGCGAUCUACCUCGAGGUGGAGGAGCACGAGGCGAAGCUCAAUCUUUGCCAGAAGGAGCACGAGCAGAGCCGUGACAAGCUCCAACAGAGCACUUUGCAGGUGGAGCAUAUGAAGCGAUGGGCGAAUCGCAUGGGCCGCUCCCUCUCCAUGUUCGAGGACUGUGUUCGUGUGGAAAAGCCUUCGGACCUUCCUGUGUUUUACCAACAAAUGCAGAGAGCUGUGGACAAAUUUAUUGCCCACAUUGUGCAGCAGAUCUCGUCCGGUAAGGUGCAGAGGAAGAACAUGGCCCAAGUGGCCAGCAAGGAGUACCACGAGGCACGCAGGCUCUUGGCCGACAAGGACUUCCUCAAGGUGAAUUGUCGCGUUCCAGCAUCGUUAGAUGCUGGUCGACCUCCAUCGCGUCAGGGUGCAACUGGUGCUCCAGAAGAAGAUGCCGCAGACGUUCAUCAGCAAGAGCGUGAAAGGUGCAAGAAGGAAUCGAUGGAUCGUGUGGCCGCGUCUGAAAUGCAAAAGAAGAGGACGGGCAUCGGUACUCGUGGCUGUUCUUCUUGGUUUUCUGGCUGGAGAAGCAUCCCUGAGAAGCAUCCUGCCUUCAGAGGACAGAUGGAGGUGCCAUCACGGCUUUCGCCAGAAACUGGCGGGACCUUCGGGCAGGCUUACAAGCCCAAAGAAGCGGCCUUCUAUGGCAGGCUCAAGGAGGCGACCUUGGACCUGGGAGCCGCCCAUAUUGACUCCCUGCGCGCGAUUUUUACCUCGCGCAUGGUCCAAACUCGAGCACGUCUUCAUGGACUGACUCUCUCAAACUCGCAGAACCUCGAAAUGAAGCGUCAUCAUUCUGGACUUCGGGGCAAUGUCCUGGCGCUGGGCUUAGGCCUUUUGGAGCGAACAGAGGCAGUUUUAGACUUGCUGCUGCAACUGGCUGAGAGUCAAGAGCAUAGCGAGGUGACCUCAGUCAAAGAUGCAGAGGCCGACGAUGGUCCACGUCCGAUCAGCUUCCUACAAGUGCCUCGCGUCAUUUCCACGCAGGUGCUACAAACCUUUGUGAUGCCACUGUCACAAUCCCACACGGUGAGAGUGACCUACGUGGGAGUGCAGGACACAUGCUCAUCCUUAAUGCAGCUCCUGCGCGUCCAAGAGCUUUGGCAACUUCUGCGAGGUUUACAUAGCUGGGCCCAGGAGAAACAGAAGGAACUCACGGACGACCCGUCCAGUGACGCUCCUGUUACAGUUCGUGCUGCCACCCUGGCGCGCAGAGGAUGCGAGAGGCUCCUGGGUGAAGCCCGCUUCGAGCGCCUUUUGAAUAGCCACAUUCUCGUCCGUAUUCUUGGAGAGAGAUCUGCAACUUCUGCAGAGGCGGACUUUCAUCAUGAUGAGAAUGUUGAGACAGUGCUGCUCGAAGAAGCCCAACACCACGACUUGACCAGGUUGGAUGACGUGGGGGAGUUGCAGAGCGGACGGGGGCGGUGCAUUCAUUUAGUGGUGAAGAAUUCCUUCUUUGAGCUCGUUGAGGAUGACAGCCCGCGAGAAAUGCGCCGUGCACAAUCCUGCGAUGCAGUCUUUGCAGCUGUCGAGACGGCGCAGGCGUCCACGCAGGGGGAGUCAGCGCUUCCAGGUAGCCCUGCGAGCCGAGAAGCAACACCUUUAGCUAGGGACCGAAUAGAAGAUACAGAUCUACCGCAUCCCUCAGGCUCUUCAGACCCGGUGACGGGUUCAGAACCUGCGCGCAUCGCGAGCUCCAGCGCGGCACACCCCACCGAAGUUGUGGGCAAUGCGCCCGCGGAAGCGACCGCAUCUGGAGGCGAUGAACUCGUGGAAGACCAUGAGCGGAUGACAGUGAUGCUUCGCAACAUACCACAAGAGUAUACCCGGGGCCACAUUCUAGAGCUCCUUGACCGGGCGGGCUUUCAUGGAAGGUACGACUUUGUGUACCUUCCAGUGGACUUUACCAGAGGCCGCAGCCUAGGGUAUGCUUUAGUGGGACUUAUAAGCCAUGAAGCUGCCCGUGAACUUCUUGACAGUCUUGAGGGCUGUAGCUUCGGAGAAGACCCAUCUGGGCUCCGCUGUCAAGCUUCAUGGAGCCAGCCCCAUCGAGGCCUUUCGGGUCACAUCGAACGCUACCGCAACAGUCCUGUGAUGCAUCCAAGCAUGCCGGAUGAGUACAAGCCCGUGAUCUUCCUGAACGGCGAGCGUGUGGACUUCCCUCCGCCGACCAAGACGAUCCGGGCGCCGCGCAUCCGACAUCCCAAGCAACGCCGUCCGCAAGACAGGACAUGA